Molecule: messenger RNA, 243 nt
Organism: Penicillium taxi
Lineage: Eukaryota; Fungi; Ascomycota; Eurotiomycetes; Eurotiales; Aspergillaceae
Exons: 3
Coding region: 1-243 (80 amino acids)
Source: RefSeq, a predicted model, not a curated record
AUGCCUCUCGUUGUACCAGGUGUCACCACUGCCAUGGGCGAUAAGACUGACUGGGUCAACAAACUGAUGGGAAAGAAGAUCGGUGAUUCUCACAGCGAUGAGACGGUGUUCGCGAAGAAAGAUCUCCCUCAGUCCCACCGUGUGUUGAAGCCAGGUGAUAUGAAAACAAUGGAUCACCAACCCGAGAGGCUUAACAUUCAUCUUGGAGAUGAUGACACUGUUCGGGAUGUGACGUAUGGCUAG